Messenger RNA from Oikopleura dioica, 867 nucleotides. The record is from the annotation of a GenBank genome assembly. Lineage: Eukaryota; Metazoa; Chordata; Appendicularia; Copelata; Oikopleuridae.
AUGGCGAAUAGGAGGGAGAAAGAGUGCAACUGGAUUGAGCAUGAGUUCAAUAAAAACAAAACGACUUCAAUCGUUCUAUACGAAUGCAUUUUGCAGGAAAACUUGGACAUUGGAAAAAUGAACGACGCUUGGGAAUAUGUUGUGCGCGAACAUGAAGGGUUGACAAAAACGAUUCGGAUGGAAGAAACGAAGAUCAGCAGCGUUUUCAUGGCUGCAAAUCAAACCUUGGGAGAGUCGCACAAAAGGAUCGAAUAUCUCAAGAACGUCGACAUUCCUCGCUUUCUGGAAUUGAUCACAAAUCAAGACGAUGAAAUCACACUGAAAGCCGUUCCGUUCCGACUCUGGUUCGUCAUCAACAAGGACACUUUAUGGAUCUGUCUCAAGUUGCCCCGCUCGAUGGCGGACAACAAGUCCAUGCAGAUUAUUGUCAACGAGCUUCUUCGGCACUACGACGAGGCUAAUUCGCACCAGGGGAUGUCAGUAGAGAAUACUUACGAGGGCAAGAUCUUCGAGACCCAAGAUACCGAAAUUGAAGCUCACGAUGACAGAAAACAACAGCUCAAGCAUUUUCAUGGUGGUCUUUCAAUUCCAGUGUCGCGUGGGGAAGAAUACAAAAUGACGGAUCCUUGUGGAGUCUUAACCGCAUCAAUCAAGCUACGCGAGGGCUACAAGAAUCCAAGAGAAAGAAAAACUUUUAUCUGCAAAGCAAUGAUUGCUUCUAUUUUUGGAAUGUGCGAAAUGCGAAGCACAUCUGUUUACAAGUCUAUCCAUAAAAACCUUCCCCUGUUGGACUUUGAAGUUGACUUCGAUUUCCGCAAUCUGCACGGAAACUUUUCCGAGGGAAACGUAUCUUACGAAAAACGAUAG